AUGGCCGACAACCACACUUACAAGUUCAACGUCUCCAUGAGCUGCGGCGGCUGCUCCGGCGCUGUUGAUAGAGUCCUCAAGAAGCUUGAUGGAAUCGAGUCCUACGACGUCUCCCUCGAGAAGCAGGAGGCCACCGUCAUUGCCAAGCCCGAGCUCGACUACGAGACCGUCCUCAAGACCAUCAAGAAGACGGGCAAGAAGGUCAACAGCGGUGAGGUUGACGGUGUCAGCAGGAGCAUUGAGCUUCCUACUGAGGUCUCGGCUGCUGCUUAA
Messenger RNA from Pestalotiopsis fici W106-1, 273 nucleotides. RefSeq names its product Metal homeostasis factor atx1. Gene Ontology annotation, cellular component: cytosol. Bases 1 to 273 code for a protein of 90 amino acids. Gene Ontology annotation, molecular function: copper chaperone activity; metal ion binding. NCBI's taxonomy places the organism in Eukaryota, Fungi, Ascomycota, Sordariomycetes, Amphisphaeriales, Sporocadaceae. Gene Ontology annotation, biological process: copper ion transport. The transcript is spliced from 2 exons. The record is from RefSeq and is a predicted model, not a curated record.